Messenger RNA from Leptonychotes weddellii (Weddell seal), 4229 nucleotides. Lineage: Eukaryota; Metazoa; Chordata; Mammalia; Carnivora; Phocidae. The record is from RefSeq and is a predicted model, not a curated record.
UAAUGUGGGGGCACGGAGCUGAGAGGCCGGGGGCGGGCUAAGCCUGGGGAGGGCGGGUCCCAGGACCCGGGUGAGGGUUCCACACCUGGCCUUCAGGGGUCAAGACGCAGGCACCCACGCCAAAGGGGAGCAAAGCCGGGCUCGGCCCGAGGCCCCCAGGACCUCCAUCUCCCAAUGCCGGAGAUUUAACCUGCUAUGUGCCGGGCCCUGUGCUAGAAGCUGAGGAUUCAAGAUGGACAAGGUUCCCUCCCAGGAAUCCGCCACGUGACAGUCGGACCGCCCUCUCAGACUAGAGGAGCCCGUUUAGCGCCAUGGCUCCCAAGAAGCCGCUCCGCCUUCCUGUCCUGCUGUUACCACUUCUGACGCUGCUGCCCCAGGCAGACACUCGGUCGUUCGUAGUGGAUCGGGAAAAUGACAGAUUCCUCCUAGAUGGGGCCCCGUUCCGCUACGUGUCUGGCAGCCUGCACUACUUUCGGGUACCACGGGUGCUUUGGGCAGACCGGCUUUUCAAGAUGCGAAUGAGUGGCCUCAACACUGUACAGUUUUAUGUGCCCUGGAACUACCAUGAGCCAGAGCCUGGGGUCUAUAACUUUAAUGGCAGCCGGGACCUCUUUGCAUUUCUGAAUGAGGCAUCUGUAGCGAACCUGUUGGUCAUACUGAGACCAGGACCUUACAUCUGUGCAGAAUGGGACAUGGGGGGUCUCCCAGCCUGGUUGCUUCAAAAACCUGAUAUACAUCUGAGAACCUCAGACCCAGACUUUCUUGCCGCAGUGGACUCCUGGUUCAAGGUCUUGCUGCCCAAGUUAUAUCCAUGGCUCUACCACAAUGGGGGCAACAUCAUUAGCAUUCAGGUGGAAAAUGAAUAUGGUAGCUACAGAGCCUGUGACCUCAGCUACAUGAGGCACCUGGCUGGGCUCUUCCGUGCACUGCUAGGAGACAGGAUCUUGCUCUUUACCACAGAUGGGCCUGAAGGACUCAAAUGUGGCUCCCUCCAGGGACUCUAUACCACUGUGGAUUUUGGCCCAGCUGACAACAUGACCAAAAUCUUUGCCCUGCUGCGGAAGUAUGAACCCCGUGGGCCACUGGUGAACUCCGAGUACUACACAGGCUGGCUGGAUUACUGGGGCCAGAAUCACUCCACGCGGUCCGUGUUGGCUGUGACCACAGGCCUAGAGAACAUGCUGAAGCUGGGAGCCAGUGUGAACAUGUACAUGUUCCACGGAGGUACCAACUUUGGAUUCUGGAAUGGUGCUGAUGAGAAGGGACGCUUUCUUCCAAUUACUACCAGCUAUGACUACGAUGCACCAAUAUCUGAAGCAGGGGACCCCACACCUAAGCUUUUUGCUCUUCGAAACGUCAUCAGCGAGUUCCAGGAAAUUCCCUUGGGACCUUUACCUCCCCCCAGCCCCAAGAUGAUGUUUGGACCUCUGACCCUGCAUCUGGAUGGGGAUUUGCUGGCUUUCCUAGACUUCCUGUGCCCCCAAGGGCCCAUCCGUUCAAUCUUGCCAAUGUCCUUUGAGGCUGUCAAACAGGACCGUGGCUUUGUGUUGUACCGGACCUAUCUGACCUAUACUGUUUCUGAGCCAACACAGUUCUGGGUGCCUAACAAUGGAGUCCACGACCGUGCCUAUGUGAUGGUAGAUGGGGUGUUUCAGGGUGUUCUGGAACGAAACAUGAAACACCAACUAUUUUUGAUGGGGAAAGUAGGGGCCAAAGUGGACAUCUUACUGGAGAACAUGGGGAGGCUCAGUUUCGGGUCUAACAGCAGUGACUUCAAGGGCCUGUUAGAACCCCCAAUUCUGGGGCAAACAGUCCUCACCCAGUGGCUGAUGUUCCCUCUGAAAGUUGAUAAGCUUGUAAAGUGGUGGUUUCCCCUCCAGUUGAUGAAAAGGUCACGUCCUCAAGUUCCCUCUGGCCCCACCUUCUACUCCACAACAUUUCCAAUUUUAGGAGAAGGCGGGGACACUUUUCUCUUUCUACCUGGAUGGACCAAGGGCCAAGUCUGGAUCAACGGGUUUAACUUGGGCCGGUACUGGACAAAGCGGGGGCCACAAGAGACCCUCUAUGUGCCAAGACCCCUGCUGCUUUCUGGGGGAGCCCUCAACAAAAUCACAGUGCUGGAGCUAGAAAACGUGCCUCCUCAGCCCCAAAUCCAGUUUCUGGAUAGGCCUAUCCUCAACAGCACCUUGCAUAAGACAUACAUCUAUUCCCUCUCAGCUGAUACACAAAGUGCCUUUGAACCAAUGGAGUUAAGUGGGCACUGAAAGAAAGGUAACCCUUGGACCUGGGACAUGGAGUGGGCAGGAUCCCUUGGUGCUGGCCAUGGUGACCACAAGGAACCAAAGGCCACAAGGCCCAAAUGCAAGUCCAAGUGCAAUUUCCUUGCCAAACUUUAUUGUGAUUAAAGUUCCAGAGACAGUCCCAGCUCCGCACCCCUCUGUGGCCCUGUCUUUGCCCUGGUUCCUGAGUGUCCUUCCUAAUCUUCCAAAUACUCCUGUUUCACGGGAAAGAAGAAACCUAGGGCUAGUGUGAAUGCACCCUCUCCAGGCCGAGUUGGCUCCAGGUGCAGCCGUAAGAGAUCAGGAAGAGGGCUUGACGGCCUGGCAGCGGUGAUCCCGGAGGCAGCGUGUGGAGCAGAAAGAGAAGUCAAGAUAGUGAAAGGGAGUGAGGCCUUGGAGGGAUGUCCCACAGCUCCAGCAGCGUCUGGACAAGAGGAAGACAGAUGGCUGAACAGGUACCCCAGAAACUUUCCAAUCCAAGCUCUCCCCACCCCUCGGGCCAUUUCCGGUUUUGCUCCAGAGGGUUCCCAGAACAUCUCCAGCACCCCCCACCCCCGACAACCUUUCUGAGGUACUCGGCAGCACUCAUUCUACUUGCCCACUCCUGGCCUGGUCAUCACGCCUGCCCCUGCACUUACGGACCACUGAGGGCUGCAGAGCUGGGGGUCUGCGGGGGUGGGGCUCCCAGCUGGGCAGCCAGCCGGCGCUCUGCGGCCAGAGCCCUCUGAGGGAAAGAGAAGUCUUGUUAAGGACAAGGGCUCAGUGGCGGACAGGGUGCCCAAGGGACAGCUGCACACUGGGAAGGGGUCAAACCUCUAAGGAAAUCGGGGCUGCGGAAGAGAGAAGCUCCGGCCUCACCUUCUCUCGGUCGCUGAGGGCGGCAAAGCGCUGCUGCUCUUGGUGCUCCUUCUCCUCCUGCUCCCACUGCUUCCGCUGCCGUUCCUCCCGCUGCCGCCGGGCAGCCUUCUGCUCCCUUUUCCGCAUAGCCUGCCGUGCCUCCAUUUCUGGCGUCAGUGGCCCUGGCACCUGGAGGAUUUCCGGGGAGGUGUAAGCUGACCUGAGCCUUGCUGUAAUCGUAAGCAUCUGGAUUCUUCUCCAUGAACCUUCGGAACUCAUUACGCGUUGGCUUGUCAGCUGCAACCGUAUAUGGUGGCCGGGCCCGGGAGUCCCUAGGUGUGAAAAGCCCCAAAUAUGGGUUCAGCUUGCCUCCUGCAUCUCCCAACCUCACCCGAACAGAUCAAGGGGAAUACCGUCAAGUAGCCAGUACCAACGUUAGCCUCCAGACGGUCCUCUCUAUACCCCAAAGGGCUCACUCAGCUUGGGGACUCUUACUUACUGCACGGUAGGGUCGGCACCUGCCUCCAGCAGCAGGCGAACCACUGAGCCUCUCCCAGCUGCAGCUGCUGCAUGCAGGAGGGUGAAGCCACUGGAGCCCAAGGGGGCACUGAGCAGAGACAGAACUCCAGGGCCUAUGGGGCCGGCAGCUAGCUGGAGUUUCAACAUCCCAACAUCUCCGGCUCGACAAGCAGCUAGAAGCAUGUCCCAGAGCUCUGACUGAUCGGGGGUCCUGGCCUCAUCCAGGGAAGGCCCCAAAGGGGCUGCGUGUGCCUGGGCGGACUGUGAGAAGGCCUCAUCAUCUCCUUGAGGUUGCUGGGGAGAAGUCCCAUGCGCCCCGGCCUCCAGGUCUCUGCUUCUCUCCUUCUUAUUCCUUUUCCUCCUCCUCCGCUUUGGCAGUACCUCAAACUCACGAAGAUCCAGGGUCCCCACUGUCAACUCUACUAGCUCCAACUCUACCUGGAAGCUGUCCUCUCCCUCCGACUCUGAACCUAGGGAAAAAUGCUACAUGUUAGGGCCACCUAAAGAAAUACACAGAGGGUGGAAGGAUGUGGGCUGCCCCAGAUGUAUGAGAAUGUACAUAAAAAGAGAAUCCAGAUUGUCUUGAAAUGAAAA